Sesamum indicum (sesame) is the source of this 1304-nucleotide messenger RNA. Its product is annotated as heat stress transcription factor A-6b. Gene Ontology annotation, molecular function: RNA polymerase II cis-regulatory region sequence-specific DNA binding; DNA-binding transcription factor activity. The record is from RefSeq and is a predicted model, not a curated record. Gene Ontology annotation, biological process: regulation of transcription by RNA polymerase II; cellular response to heat. Gene Ontology annotation, cellular component: nucleus. NCBI's taxonomy places the organism in Eukaryota, Viridiplantae, Streptophyta, Magnoliopsida, Lamiales, Pedaliaceae.
AACAAAACCUGUUCAUACCUUAGCAAAAUCAAUUGUUGUUUCCCAGGUUUUUUGCUUGCUUUCGUUUCUUCUUUCCCAAAGCCCUGAUGUCUUGUAAUUAUUUCAAGAAUCUCUCCCUUUUGUUAAUUAAUUUUUGAGAAAAAUCAUGUAGUGCAUAUUUUGGUAGAGCUAGCCAAAGACAUAAUCAGUAGCUGUUGAUUUAGAUUUAUGUUUUGGGAAAGAGAUAUGAAUGAUAUGGGAUCCAUCAAGGAGGAGUACUUGGGAUCUACAAGUACUUCAUCAGCAUCGUUUACAGACAGAAGGAGUGUUCCUCAACCAAUGGAAGGGUUACAUGAGACAGGCCCCCCACCAUUCUUGAGCAAGACUUAUGAUUUGGUCGAAGAUCCAACCACAAAUGAGAUUGUUUCUUGGAGUAGAGGCAACAACAGCUUCAUUGUCUGGGAUCCUCAGACCUUUGCCAUGAAUCUCCUUCCUAGGUAUUUCAAACACAACAAUUUCUCAAGCUUUGUCAGACAGCUCAACACUUAUGGGUUUAGGAAGGUUGAUUCAGACAAAUGGGAGUUUGCAAAUCAACGGUUUUUGAGGGGACAAAGGCAUCUUUUGAAGGAUAUAAGGAGAAGAAAGACUCCAUCCACUUCCAAUUCUAACCAAGCCAAUCUAGACUCAUGUGUUGAGGUGGGAAGGUUUGGACUGGAUGCAGAAAUUGAUCGGUUGAGGCGGGACAAGACUGUCUUGAUGGUGGAGCUUGUGAAACUGAGACAACAACAGCAGAAUACAAAAUCAUACCUCAAAGAACUCGAGCAAAGGGUUAGAGGCACUGAACUCAAACAGCAGCAAACGAUGAGUUUCUUGGCAAGGGCAUUACAAAACCCCACUUUCUUGCAGCAGAUAGUCCAGAGGAAAGAGCUCGAGGAGCAAAUAAGCAUGAAGAGACGGAAGAAAAUCGAUCAUGGUUGUCCAUUUAGUGCACACAUCCACGACGACAACGUUGGAGUUGGAGAGUUUGAGGGUGUUGGUGGCAUUUAUGCCAAGGUUGAAGCUCAAGAUCAAUAUGGUGACAUGAAUGGAUUUGAUCAUGAAGAUCAUCAAGAAUUAUUAGGGUUUGAUAGCGGAGAGAAGUCAUCAAUUGGUAAAGGGUUGUGGGAGGAGUUGUUAAAUGAUGGGAUUGGGACAUUUGGUGUUGAGGGAGGAUUUGAUGAAGAGGGUGUAGAUGUUCUAGCUGAGCAAAUGGGGUUCUUGGGUUCUAGCCCAAGAUAAGAGUAAAAUGACAAUCAAGAAUGGGCAAAAUGACAUUUUUAGUUCCA